UUGCAGCAGGCUUGAGGCCCAGAUUUUGCUGCUAUCUCUCUCACUCGCUCACUCCCAAAAGCCAAACAUAAUCUUGUAGUGUACUUCUCAUCACUUUUUCAAACAAACACAUGAAACCACACUUAUUAAACUAAACUAAACCAAACAAAUAAUAAUAAUAAUUAUGCACUAAAACAGAUAAAUAGUUGAGAAAGAUCAAAAGGGUAUUCUUUAUUUUUAUAUAUAUAUUUUCAGGUGGGCAACCAUGGAUGUAGGUUUACAUAUUCAUAAUAAUACACCAUCUUUGUGUAGUGCAAAAACAGUUGUAAAGAUUGGACCUUUUAUUGGGUCUCAUACUUCAACAAGAACAAACUUGUUUUCACAGUUUACGCAAUCUUGUUCAUGGUACAAAUAUUCUGCGAUUGCUGGGUUCUCGCAUCAAAUUAUUGCAAGUUCAGACUUUUCUAGAAAGAGACGAUAUAAGUUGUCCACACCAAGAGCAAAUGACUCUGCACCAAAGGGAUUUAAGCCGAAACAAAGCAGUUCAAAAAGAGAUCAAAAGGCAGUUGAAGGAAAAGAAGUUCUAAAUCCUUCUAUUUCUACAGAGGUUGUGAGUCCCUCAAAAAAGGAAAGUAAAAUCCAAGUAAAAAUUGAUGAAGUUCCUCAGUACAGUCAAAGUGUAGAAAAGGUAAAAAUUGAUAUGACAGAUGAAGCAAGAGUAUCAGGUUCACAAAAAGAUAGUCAAAUUGAAACUUUAAGUAGUGAAAAUGAAGAUGACGAGGAGUCUUUACGAAUAUUAAAGUUAGAAACGGAAGCACGUUUACUUAAACAGCAGAUAGAAGAGGAGUUGCGUAAGAAACAGAUGAAAGAGGAGCUGCGUAAGAAGCAGAUGGAAGAAGAGCUGCGUAAGAAGGAACUGGAAGCUAAUUUAAGAAUUCAAGAACUCAAAAAGCUUGCUAACGAGACUCUUGUUAGUGGUGGAAAAGUAUUUCAUUAUCCUAGAAUCGUAACACCUCAUCAAGAUAUAGAAAUAUUUCUUAACAGAACUGUUUCAAGUUUAUGUGAUGAGUCGGAUAUCUUGAUAAUGGGAGCUUUUAAUGAUUGGCGGUAUAAAUCUUUCUCUGUAAAGUUAACCAAGACAAAUUUUGGUUUGGAUUGGUGGUCUUGCCAAGUCCAUGUUCCAAAAGAAGCAUACAAGAUGGAUUUUGUGUUUUUUAACGGGAAGGAUGUUUAUGAAAACAAUGACAUGAAGGAUUUUUGUGUACUUGUAGAGGGUGGAAUGGAUGUGUUUGAAUUUGAAGAGCUAUUACUUGAGGAAAAACGAAGAGAACUUGAAAGACUUGCAAAAGUACAGCUUGAGAGAGAGAAACAGCUGGAAGAACAAAAACGGAUUGAAGCAUUAAAGGCAUCCAGUGAAGCAGAUAGAGCGCAGGCUCAAGGUGAAGCUGAGCGAAGAAGGGGAAUACUUGAAGAACUUUUGGUAAAGGCGAGGAAGUUUGAUGAAAAUGUUUGGUACAUAGAGCCCAGUGAGUUUAAAUGGGAAGAUAAGGUUAAGCUAUAUUAUAAUAAGAGUGUGGGUCCACUUGCAAAUGUUAAAGAUUUGUGGAUUCUUGGAGGUUAUAAUAAUUGGAGGGAUGGUCUGUCUAUUGUUGCAAAACUUGAGAAGUUUCAGAGGAAAGAUGGUGGCGAUUGGUGGUAUGCUGAUGUUGUUGUCCCCAAUCGUUCACUAGUCUUGGAUUGGGUGUUUGCUGAUGGUCCGCCUCAGCAUGCCACCAUGUAUGAUAACAAUGAUCGUAAAGAUUUCCAUGCGAUUGUCCCUAUAACCAUUCCUCAAGAUCUCUUUUGGGCUGAGGAAGAACAUGAGAUUUACAAGACACUUCAAGCUGAAAGAAGGAUUAGAGAAGAAGAAAUACGUGCUAAGGCUGAAAAAACAGCACGUUUGAAAGCAGAAGCGAAAGAAAGAACUAUGAAAACAUUUUUACUGUCACAAAAGAACAUAGUUUACACCGACCCUCUUGAUGUCCAAGCAGGAGGCGUUGUGACGGUUUUCUACAAUCCUACGAACACGGUGCUCAAUGGGAAGCCUGAAGUAUGGUUUAGAUGUUCUUUUAACCGUUGGACACACCGCAUAGGCCUUUUGCCACCUCAAAAAAUGUUGCCUGCAGACAAUGCAACACAUGUCAAAACAUCAGUUAAGGUCCCACUAGAUGCGUAUGUGAUGGACUUUGUAUUUUCUGAGAAGGAAACUGAUGAUGGUGUUUUUGACAAUAAAAAUGGGAUGGACUACCAUAUACCCGUGUUUGGAGCAAUUACAAAGGAACCCCCAAUGCAUAUCGUACAUAUUUCUGUUGAAAUGGCUCCCAUUGCAAAGGUGGGAGGCCUUGGUGAUGUGGUGACUAGUCUUUCUCGUGCUGUUCAGGAUUUGAACCACAAUGUCGAUAUCAUUCUUCCAAAGUAUGAUAUCUUGAAUCUAAGCAAUGUGAAGGACUUUGGUUUCCAUAAGAGUUACUCAUGGGGUGGGACUGAAAUAAAAGUUUGGUUUGGGAAAGUUGAAGGACUUUCUGUCUACUUUCUAGAGCCCCAAAACGGACUCUUUUGGAAAGGAUGCAUUUAUGGUUGCAACAACGAUGGUGAAAGAUUUGGUUUUUUCUGUCAUGCUGCUCUUGAAUUCCUUCUUCAAAGUGGAUCUCAUCCUGAUGUGAUUCAUUGUCAUGACUGGUCUAGUGCACCCGUUGCUUGGCUGUUUAAGGAUGAGUAUAUGCAUUAUGGACUGAGUAAAGCACGAAUUGUCUUCACCAUUCAUAAUCUUGAAUUUGGGGCUAAAUUGAUUGGGAAGGCAAUGGCCUAUGCCGACAAGGCUACUACAGUAUCUCCGACUUACUCAAAAGAGGUUGCUGGAAAUCCUGUGAUUGCCCCUCACUUGUACAAGUUUCAUGGAAUACUUAAUGGCAUUGACCCAGACAUAUGGGACCCAUAUAAUGAUAAGUUACUUCCUGUGAGUUACACUUCAGAAAAUGUGGUGGAAGGCAAAAAGGCUGCCAAGGAAGCCUUGCAACAGAGUCUUGGUUUAAAACGAGCUGAUCUACCAUUGGUUGGAAUCAUCACUCGUUUGACUCAUCAAAAAGGAAUUCACCUUAUUAAACAUGCCAUUUGGCGGGCCCUGGACCGUGGCAGUCAGGUUGUGUUGCUAGGCUCGGCUCCUGAUCCUCGAAUCCAAAAUGAUUUUGUUAAUUUGGCUAGUCAACUACAUUCUACACAUAAUGACCAGGCACGACUAUGUUUGACCUAUGAUGAACCUUUAUCUCACUUGAUAUAUGCUGGUGCAGAUUUCAUCUUAGUCCCUUCAAUAUUCGAGCCUUGUGGGCUAACUCAACUCACAGCAAUGAGAUACGGUUCGAUACCUAUUGUGCGCAAAACUGGAGGACUCUUCGAUACUGUUUUUGAUGUUGAACACGAUAAAGAAAGAGCACAAUCACAAGGACUUGUACCAAAUGGUUUUAAUUUUGAAGGGGCCGAUGCUGCUGGUGUUGAUUAUGCCGUCAACAGGGCAAUUUCUGCAUGGUAUGAAAGUCGGGAUUGGUUCAAUUCAUUAUGCAAACAGGUGAUGGAGCAAGAUUGGUCAUGGAAUCGACCGGCUCUUGAUUACCUUGAGCUCUACCAUGCGGCUCGAAAAUGAAGGAAUUAACAACCUGAAGAAAAAAACAGGGUUUUAUUAGUUAAAAUUACAGCCAGCCAUAGAAUAAUUUUGUACAGGUCUACAUUAUCUUUUUCGUUAAUUUAGUGUUAAUGUGGAAAAUGGAUGGAAAUACAUGUAUAGCUUGUUUUUACAUUUAAAUAAAGAGGUUUACUGUUUUGUCUA
This is a messenger RNA of Erigeron canadensis, 3838 nucleotides long. Its product is annotated as soluble starch synthase 3, chloroplastic/amyloplastic. Gene Ontology annotation, molecular function: starch binding; alpha-1,4-glucan glucosyltransferase (UDP-glucose donor) activity. NCBI's taxonomy places the organism in Eukaryota, Viridiplantae, Streptophyta, Magnoliopsida, Asterales, Asteraceae. The record is from RefSeq and is a predicted model, not a curated record. Bases 245 to 3655 code for a protein of 1136 amino acids. The transcript is spliced from 15 exons.